UUUUUGGGACUCUAGAAUUGGAAUUAGAGGUUACAAAUUUGUUGUAGUUAAUUGAACACGGUAGGUAUCUGUGAGAGUGCUUUUAUAGUGAAGUCUUCCUUGUUUAGUACUUUAGUUCCAUUUAUUCCUCAACUAAGUGUGAAGCACUAACCCACGUUGAAUUAUAUUUCCACGUUCACACUACUUGAGGAACAAGUAAGGACUUCUUCAAACAUGCUAGCAGUAAGUGGUUUAAUGGUUGAGAAAAUAUAAGAAAAGACUUUAGGAAAUUCAUUUUUACUUGUUCAGUAAUCAAAAAAGAUUUUUAUUUAGAAAAUAAAAAUUGUUUUAUUUGUUUACAAUAUUUUCUAAAAAUUUUGAGUUAAAUAUUUUUCAAAAUCACUUGUUGCAUUUAAUAAGUUUCAUCUAGUUUCCUAAAACUAAUCAAUAUAAAAUACUUAAAUAAAUCCUAAGUACAGACUCUUGAACUUAGUCUUUAUGUCUUUUCUAGAAAUCUUCGAAUCUAAAGAUUCAUGCGUUUCAGCUCAGCGUCUCAACCCACGAACAACACUGUUGAACAAGAACUGUAAUCAUGAAUCAUCGCUUAGGAACUGGUGUUGAGGGUGUAUUGAUUUGCCUUGAACAUUUGCUCCAUGCUAUCCAUUACUCCACCUCUGGAACUCAUUUAGACAACUUGUUUUCUAUACCACUUCCACUAACAUGUUCCAUAGGAACAAUUCCUUGAUUCAAAGGAACAAUUCCAUAGUUCCAAUUCAAGAACUUUGUUCUUCUAUUAGAGUUCCAACUCAGGAACUUCACUUAUUAUCUUUAUAAAUCACCAUUAUUAAUUCAUGAACCUUGUACAUAUAAAACUUAUAAACGUUGUUAGUUAUUAUUUUAGUUUGUCAUCAUCAAAAUCCAUAGUGGCUCAACACGUGGGUCCAGCGCACGAAGGCUGCGUGUGGCGCACCACCUGUGCGUGUGGCACACGCCUACCAUCUUCGAAUCUCUCUCCUUCUUCUUCAAGAAGAAAUCAAGGCACAUGUUACAACUUGUUAAUGACAUUUUAGAUCUUGCUAGUUUCUUUUUUUUGUCUAUAGGAACGGUAAUAAGGUGGCUUAUAUUCUAGCUCAUCUACCUCCUUGGUACUUUUGGUAGUGAAGUCAUGAGCUCUGACUUUUCAUCUUUUAUUGUAUCUUUGUUGCCUGAUGAUUUAUAGGUUAAUGAUAAUAAUUACCUGCUCCCUAUAAGUCCUUCCAAAACAAUAAAAUAAAGGCAAGAGAUGAUUAAUUUGUAAUGGGUAUAGGCCAAAUGGCCUAUACAACAUAUUUAUAUAGUGUUCUUUUUGUACCAUAAGUGUUUGAAGUCAACAUUUGGAACUAUCUUCUCAUAACUUUUGUCAUAAUUCAAUAUGAGAAUACAACUACAAGGCUGUAAAUAUGUUUGUUUCCAAAGGUCCAUAUUGUCUGCUAGGCAUUUGGUCUUUCAAAUUUUGCCGACUUUUAUUUUUCUGUACUAGCUAGUAGCUACUGCGAAUCUGCCAUGAUGCUACUUAAAUUCCAUCAGAUUGUAGGCUGCAACCAAACAAAUUGAGCAGGUAUUCACAUUGCUGUAAAAGAAGAAAUGGCGAAAGAUAGAGUUGACUGCAGAGUACCAGGUAUAUUUAAGAUUGUUUUCUGCAUUUGGUGCUGCUUUAUUUGUAGCAGUAAUAUCAUGUUUGCUUACGGCUUGUCAUCGUAUGCAAACGUCCCUUAUUCAUGGAAAUACCUCUGGUAUGUAGAAGGAGAGUUACAUGUAUUUCGUGAUGAAUCUGUUGCCUUUACAGCCUUGUAUUCUCAACAGCAUGAUGAUUAUCCUCCAUUUGGGUUUGGUUUUUUCGCAAAUCAAACGGCAAACUCAUUCAUACUUGCUAUAUAUAUGGGGUCUUUGGAUGAUGAGAAUUCUUCCCCUGUUGUUGUCUGGUGUGCCAACCGAGAUCAUCCUGUUGGUGAUGGUGCUACUCUUAAUCUUACAUCUGAAGGAGAUUUGGUGUUAAGGGAUGCCGAUGGAAGUUUUGUGUGGUCGACCAACACCUCUGGCCAUUCAGUAAAAUCCAUUGAGUUGAAAGAGAAUGGGAACUUGGUUCUUUUGAAUGGUAACGGGAAAACAAUCUGGGAGUCAUUUGAAUACCCAACUGAUACAUUACUCUAUGGCCAAGCACUUCCCAAGGGACGGAGAUUAACUUCCAGCAUAUCAACUUCCAAUUAUUCCUCAGGGAUCUUUUAUGUUCUUCAGGAAUCUGAUGGAUAUAUGCAUGCUUUUGUUGAGCUAGAUCCUCCACAAGAAUACGGUGAUUUUUUGGGAAUUCAGAGGGCCAGCCUCGAAUUUCCAUACUCCUUAAAUGAUACAAUACCAUAUUCUUCUUCUUAUGCUUAUUUACAUCUUUACCAAAAUGGACACCUAAAUCAGCUUUUGUGGAAUUUCAGUGAGUACAACCCCUUCAGUCUCUUGGAUGAUCAUAUUUAUGGUGAUUGUGAAUACCCGACAAUGUGUGGAACAUAUGGGGUAUGUAUGGAUAAAAAUAAGUGCAGAUGUCCAAGAGGAAGUGACGACAGCUUGAAUUACUUCAAGCUGAAUGAUGAAGAUGAUCCCAACUCAGGGUGCAACCCAAUUACACCUCUAUCUUGUCCUGACACCAAAAAACUCCAUGGUUUUCUAGAGCUUGAUAAUGUUACAUACUUCGAUUCUACUCCCUCUCACGUACAUACAGAUGUUGAGAGUUGUAAACGUGCAUGUUUAAAUCAGUGUUCAUGUAAAGCCGUCUUCUUUCACUACUAUAAUGAUACCACAUUAGGUAAUUGUACACUACCUUCAGAAGUUCUCACUCUGAUGGAUGUUUCUAGUGACUAUUCUUUAGGCUAUAAAGCUGUGGCAUUCAUCAAAGUGCAAAACAGAAUGCAAAAUAGAACAGCUUCAUGGAAGAGAAAUGUGGUACUAUCUAUUUUUGCUACCUUGAUAUUCUUGGCCUUGGUUAUUGGAAUAUUGGUUUAUCUGUUGAUGAAACGAAGGAGGAUUAGUGCCAAAGGAACCGACUCUUCUUUUGGUAUACUUGUCGACACAGUUAGUCGAUUCUCUUUUGAAUCGCUUAAAUUAGCAACCGAAGACUUCCAAACAAUGCUUGGUCGAGGAGGGUUUGGGUCGGUUUUUGAAGGUACAUUGAUUGAUGGGACAAAAGUUGCUGUGAAAAGAUUGGAUUCAUCAGGCCAAGGGAGGAAGGAAUUCUUGGCAGAGGUCAAUACAAUAGGUAAUUUUCACCACUUCAACUUAGUGAGGCUGAUUGGAUUUUGUGAUGAUGGAUUGAACAGACUUCUUGUCUAUGAAUUCAUGUGUAAUGGGUCGCUUGAGAAGUGGAUCUUUAACCAAGACAUAGCACAGACACUUACAUGGCACUUACGACGAAGAAUUAUUGAUGGUGUAGCUUCCGGGCUUGAAUAUCUACAUGAGCACUGCAACCAAAAUGUGAUUCAUUUCGAUAUUAAACCUCAGAAUAUACUCCUAGACAGAGAUUUCAAUAUUAAGAUUGCUGAUUUUGGUUUAGCCAAAAUGGUAGACCGAGAUCAAAGCCAGGUUAUGACUAUUGUUAGAGGAACACCAGGAUAUAUGGCUCCUGAGUUGAUAAACGGCCGCGCAAUUUCUGUUAAGGUUGAUGUUUAUAGCUUUGGAGUUCUCGUGCUAGAAAUCGUGUGUGGCCGUAAAAAUUUUGGGUCUUUAGAAGGUGAUUGUCUCACCAACUUGGUGAAGGCGAAGGCGGAUGCGGAUCAACUCUCUGAUCUAAUUGAUGAGCGUGCCGAAGAUAUGAAACAACAACAGGAAGAAGUGGUGAAGAUCAUGAAGAUCGCAAUAUGGUGCUUGCAGCCUCAUUUUAUUAGGCCUACCAUGUCGAUGGUGGUGAAAGUUCUACAAGAUCUUUCAAACUUGGAGCAAGCAUUGAGUGAUCUUAGCUACUUAACCAUGGUCCAGGAAGCCACUCCAGUAGAGGAUAAUUACAACUUUUCAGUCCGUCCUACAGAGUCACUUCUGUCCGGGCCUCGUUGAUGGGGACUUCCUCCAUCAAAUCUCUAAGGUUAAACUACACCAUGAAGAAUGGGAAGCAAAUUAAGUAGCGGACUCAUAGCAAGAUUGGCAAAAAAGAAAGCGACAAUAGUGAACUAUAUGUUUUUUGUGCACACCCUACCCUCAUAUAGUAAUAAGUUACCACUAGUAGAUAAACAAGUACUAAGUGUCCAGAUCAUGAAUCUGUCAAAUUUGAGGAGAUACAUUCUCCUAAUGUUGUAGACACUUGAAUUAUGUUUAUGCUAUGAUUAUCCUUUCUAA
Beta vulgaris subsp. vulgaris (sugar beet) is the source of this 4332-nucleotide messenger RNA. RefSeq names its product G-type lectin S-receptor-like serine/threonine-protein kinase SD2-5. Gene Ontology annotation, molecular function: ATP binding; protein serine/threonine kinase activity. The transcript is spliced from 3 exons. The record is from RefSeq and is a predicted model, not a curated record. Bases 1603 to 4053 code for a protein of 816 amino acids. Lineage: Eukaryota; Viridiplantae; Streptophyta; Magnoliopsida; Caryophyllales; Amaranthaceae. Gene Ontology annotation, biological process: protein phosphorylation.